GUAAACCCGUCGAAUUCACAUCCCCAAACUAUAACUUUGAAGAAGAAAAAAAAUGGUCGCCGACGCCCUCGUCUACCACCCCGCGGUCUCGCACUACCUCAAAUUCGUCGCCACCACCGUCGGCCGCGACAAGCUCCUGCGUCUCUUGCAGUACUUUGCCCGCUUCUACGCCUGGUACCUGCUUCGCACCAACAAGCCCGCCUCGGCGAUCCAGCCAUGGGAGACGAUGAAGAAGCAGUUUGGCCUGGUGCGCAAGGUCAUGCGCGCGGGCAAGAACGUCGAGCACAUCAAGGCCGCGGCGGUGGCGGCCGACAGCAAGAACGGCGAUCCCAUUCUGCGGUACCUGGCGGUCGGCCGCCAGCUCGGUUAUGCGGGUUAUUUGACGUUUGAUCUGGGUACCUUGCUGGAUGCGACGGGGAUUCGCAAGACUGAGAGCGCGAAGAGGCUGGCGAGGGAAAGCCAGAGGUUCUGGGUCAUGGGAUUGAGCUGCAGUGUGAUUGCGCAGGCGUACACGCUGUGGAGGUUGAGGCAGAGGGAGGCGCGGGUUGAUCGCAAGGAGGGCGAGGGUGUAGUGGAGGCCAAGAGGAUUGAGGUCGAGCGCGCCGCCAGCCGUAUUCAGCUUACUUCGGACCUUUGCGACUUGACUGUUCCCUUGUCGGCCCUUGCCUGGGUCAACUUCGAUGAUGGCAUCGUCGGUCUUGCUGGUACCCUCAGCUCUCUACUCGGCAUUUACACCCAGUGGAAGAAGACUGCUUAGAGGGCAGGUUCUACAUGAUGAUGAAGAAGAGUCACUGCUACGCAUGAGGAGGAGGAAAAUGGGGUCUUGUUGAUCUACGAUGAGAUGAUGGGAGGUUCAAUGUUCAAUGAUGAAGAUGGAUAUAUCUUUUGGGUGGUUUACUGGGACAACAGCACGCGUAAUUUGUUUGACUCAUUUUCCCUUCUAACGGUGUCAUGUUUGUUGAUAAUGUGGCAGCCUUCAUGAUCGGAUUUAUUUUAUUGUUGUUAACACCUUUG
This is a messenger RNA of Neurospora tetrasperma FGSC 2508, 1014 nucleotides long. RefSeq lists its product as uncharacterized. Gene Ontology annotation, biological process: peroxisome fission; regulation of peroxisome size. NCBI's taxonomy places the organism in Eukaryota, Fungi, Ascomycota, Sordariomycetes, Sordariales, Sordariaceae. The transcript has 2 exons. Gene Ontology annotation, cellular component: peroxisomal membrane. The record is from RefSeq and is a predicted model, not a curated record. The coding region runs from base 53 to 757 and encodes 234 amino acids.